Nipponia nippon (crested ibis) is the source of this 2402-nucleotide messenger RNA. NCBI's taxonomy places the organism in Eukaryota, Metazoa, Chordata, Aves, Pelecaniformes, Threskiornithidae. The record is from RefSeq and is a predicted model, not a curated record.
AUGGAAAGAUUCCUGGGGUUUACCCAUAACCACUGUUUCAUCACGCUGUUCUUCAUCUCCCUGAGCCCACUGGGCUUUGCUCAGUACGAACACUGGCCCUACCUCCCCGGUUACCCGGAGCCACCCCCACAAGUGUACCAGCCCCCCCAGAGACCGGCAAACGUUCCCAAGAUCCAGCUGCGGCUUGCAGGGCAGAAGAGAAAACACAACGAAGGCAGAGUGGAGGUGUUUUACAGCGGCGAGUGGGGCACGGUGUGUGACGACGACUUCUCCAUCCAUGCUGCCAACGUGGUCUGCAGGGAGCUGGGCUACGUGGAGGCAGUGUCUUGGCUACCGAGCUCGAAGUAUGGAAAAGGAGAAGGGAAAAUUUGGAUGGACAACGUCCACUGUAAUGGCAAGGAGACCACCCUGGCAGCCUGCACUUCAAAUGGCUGGGGAGUAACGGACUGCAAACACACCGAAGACGUGGGAGUGGUCUGCAGUGAAAAGAGAAUCCCCGGCUUCAAGUUUGACAACUCAUUGCUUAACCAAAUAGAGAACAUGAACAUCCAGGUGGAGGACAUAAGGAUCCGUGCCAUCCUCGCCACCUACCGCAAGCGGGUCCCUGUCACGGAGGGUUACGUGGAGGUGAAAGACGAAGGGACCUGGAAGCAGAUCUGCGACAAGCACUGGACCAUGAAAAAUUCCCGAGUUGUCUGUGGCAUGUUUGGAUUUCCGAGUGAGAGGAAAUACAACACCAACGUCUACAAGAUGUUUGCCAGCAGAAGGAAGCAGCAUUACUGGGCUUACUCAAUGGACUGCAGUGGGAACGAGGCUCACGUCUCCAGCUGCAAACUGGGCAAUCACCUCAACGUGGACGCAGAGAAGAACGCGACCUGUGAGAACGGGAUGCCUGCAGUAGUCAGCUGUGUCCCUGGACGUGCCUUUGCCCCCAGCAGCCACAGUGGCUUCCAAAAAGCCUUCAGGCAGGAGCAACCACUGGUGAGGCUGAAAGGGGGAGCCAACACUGGCGAAGGACGAGUUGAAGUCCUGAAAAACGGGGAGUGGGGAACGGUUUGCGACGAUAACUGGAACCUGGUGUCGGCUAGCGUGGUGUGCCGGGAGCUGGGCUUCGGGAGCGCCAAGGAGGCAAUAACGGGCGCAAGGCUCGGGCAAGGCAUGGGUCCAAUUCAUCUAAACGAAAUUGACUGUACGGGCUUUGAAAAAUCAGUCACGGACUGCAAGUUCAACAUGGAGUCGCAGGGCUGUAACCAUGAAGAAGACGCUGCUGUGAGAUGCAACGUUCCAGCGAUGGGUUUCCAGAAUCAGCUGCGUCUGAGCGGCGGCCGCAACCCUUACGAGGGCCGGGUGGAGGUGCUGGCAGAGCGCAACGGCACUCUGAAGUGGGGCACCGUCUGCAGCGAGAACUGGAGCACCGUGGAGGCCAUGGUGGUGUGUCGGCAGCUGGGCCUGGGGUUCGCCAGCCAUGCCUUCCAGGAAACCUGGUACUGGCAUGGAGACGUCAGCGCUGACAACGUAGUCAUGAGCGGUGUCAAGUGUUCGGGGACAGAGAUGUCCCUGGCCCACUGUCGUCACGACGGAGCCGACGUCUCCUGUCCCAGAGGAGGUGGUCGUUUUGGUGCUGGUGUGUCCUGCUCGGAGACUGCCCCUGACCUGGUGCUCAACGCCGAGCUGGUGGAGCAGACGGCCUACCUGGAGGACCGCCCGAUGUUCAUGCUGCAGUGCGCACUCGAGGAGAACUGCCUGGCCAGCUCGGCCGUCAACACCUCCGUCACUUCUGGGUACCGGCGCCUGCUGCGCUUCUCCUCCCAGAUCCACAACAACGGGCAGUCCGACUUCCGCCCCAAAAACGGCCGCCACGCCUGGGUCUGGCACGACUGCCACCGGCAUUACCACAGCAUGGAGGUUUUUACCCACUAUGAUCUGUUGAACCUCAAUGGAACCAAGGUGGCUGAAGGACACAAAGCCAGCUUCUGUCUGGAAGACACCGAAUGCGAAGCAGAUGUGCAAAAACAGUAUGAAUGCGCCAAUUUUGGUGAACAAGGAAUCACAGUUGGAUGCUGGGACGUGUACCGGCACGAUAUCGACUGCCAGUGGAUCGAUAUUACCGAUGUCCCGCCAGGCGAUUACCUCUUCCAGGUUGUCAUCAACCCGAACUAUGAAGUUGCUGAAUCCGAUUAUUCAAAUAACGUGAUGAAAUGCAGGAGCCGGUAUGACGGGCAGCGCAUCUGGAUGUACAACUGCCACAUAGGUGGCUCUUUCAGCGAGGAAACGGAGCAGAAGUUUGAUCACUUCAGCGGACUCACAAAUAACAAGGUGUCCACCCGAUAGAACAGCAUCGCCUCCCACCCCACUAUUUAAAGAAGCGAGGUUUCCUGCUUCCGUGAUUUCCCUAACCACUG